UUUCAUAGACGUCCAUGAAGUUUGUUCUCUUCUAUGUUAUUUUAUGAUUCAUAGCAAUAACACAUUUUGUUUCUUGUUGAACAUGCCGUUGACAAAUGCCAAUAGCCAGCCAAUAGCUAGCUAAUAUUUCGGACAUGGUUAGUUUUCACUAGAGAGAUAAAAUUCAAAAUGAGUCAUAAGUUUACUUUUUUUUUUUCAAUGCUCGAUGCGGCGUCUAUUGUGGUCGUAGUGGACUGAGGAGUAACCAAAAAGUGUGCAUUAUGGUACAGCAGUAAAUAGGACAUAUUAUAAACAUACAAGUUCUUUAUUUACCAGCAUGGAUCUCGAAAAAUUUUACGAUGAAAAAGAUGGAGCAUACUUGAUUCAUUUUGCUAACAAUGGUAGAUUAUCGUUAAGUGAGAUCAACGAAAAGUUUUCUACUUAUGGCAAAGUUCUCUCUAUAAAGGAUCGUGGGCAACCUUAUGGGCUAAUAUUCAUAAGGUAUGAAAACCUUAAUGAUACCCUGAAUGCCAUCACAGGCUGCCUAGCUGAUAAAUCGAUCCAUAUCUUGCCACAUAAGACAAAAAGUAAAAAAAAGGAAGAUGGGACAUUAAACAUCCAGAGGACUAGUUUUGAAAACAAUGAACAACAAUGCAACAAUGAUAUAAAUACGUUUAAAUGGAACAGUACAGUUAAUAAAAUUUACCGUGAUAUUAAGAGAAGAAGUAUCAAUAUUAGUAGUCAAACUAGAUCAUUAUUAUUGGAUCCAUGGGAAUCUAAAAAUUUACAAGUCAUGUCUAAUUCUAAUUCUUCCACUUGGUCAUUAACCACCAAUGAUCAUACCAAAGGAAUUCCACAAUUUGACACAACAAAAAUGCCGGCAUUAAUAUCUAAUGAUGAGAAAUAUAAAGUACACAGGACUCAUCCUUCCUCCCAAAAAAAUGUAACUAUUGUGUUAGCACAUGAAAUUAUUGUAGCUAAUAUUCCUCAUAAUGUGAAUGUACAUUACAUAUUACAUCUUUUCAACAAAUAUGAUCCGCUAUCUGCAUCUCUUAUAAAGACUACGCCAAAAACUGGAAUUAGAUAUUGUCAUGUGUACUAUGAAACGCAAGAACAAGCAGAUGCCAUAGUGAAAGAAUUUGAUUCAUACUCUCUGUUUAAUACGAAACUUAUUGUUGUAACACCGUGCCAAUUAAUGGAAGUCUCUUAAUAAUGUUGAAAACUGUCGAUAU
Ceratina calcarata is the source of this 1211-nucleotide messenger RNA. RefSeq lists its product as uncharacterized. The record is from RefSeq and is a predicted model, not a curated record. Gene Ontology annotation, molecular function: RNA binding. The transcript has 2 exons. Bases 317 to 1189 code for a protein of 290 amino acids. NCBI's taxonomy places the organism in Eukaryota, Metazoa, Arthropoda, Insecta, Hymenoptera, Apidae.